Drosophila busckii is the source of this 5748-nucleotide messenger RNA. RefSeq names its product putative vitellogenin receptor (gene yl). Lineage: Eukaryota; Metazoa; Arthropoda; Insecta; Diptera; Drosophilidae. The transcript is spliced from 5 exons. The record is from RefSeq and is a predicted model, not a curated record. The coding region runs from base 1 to 5565 and encodes 1854 amino acids. Gene Ontology annotation, molecular function: protein binding; calcium ion binding.
AUGUGCGAACACAGUGGACUGGAAGCGGCGGCAGCCACAGCUGGCGGACGCUUUUGUGCCUGUGCGCGGGAGUGUUGCUCAUUUGCGGUGCGUCUUUUGCCGCCGCGACGGGAUCAACGCACACGCGGUGCCAUGCAGAACAAUUCCAAUGCAGAGACGGAAGCUGCAUCUUACAGGCGAAGAUACUACAAGCGUUGCCAGGGACCGCAUUGGUUCCCGUGUGCUCAGCCACACGGUGCCUGCCUGGCAAAGGAACUAAUAUGCAACGGCAUUGAUAAUUGCGUCAAUGGCGAGGACGAGCGAAACUGCCCUGGACGCUCCAGCAGUUAUUUGCAACGCAACUGCAGCAGCCAUACUGAGUACAUGUGUCAGGAUCGUAGCUGCAUACCAUUGGACUUUGUGUGCGACGGCAAAGCUGAUUGUGCGGACAAUUCGGAUGAGACUGCAGGCUGCAAGCAAUCAACGAGCAGCUGCACCAAUGGACACCUCUGUGCCAAUGGACGCUGCCUGCAACGCAAGCAGUGGGUUUGCGAUGGCGUCGAUGAUUGUGGCGACAAUAGCGAUGAGCGCGAGUGUGAUAAAUUUUGCCAACCGAGUUUGGGUAAAUUUAUGUGUCGCAAUCGCUCGCAAUGUUUGUCACUGGAUAAGGUAUGCGAUGGCCAGACACAGUGCAGCGAUGGCUCCGACGAGAGCGAAACUUGCCACGCGAAACCCGACUGCAGCACCAAGACUUGUCCCACUGGUUCCACAUGCCACAUGCUGCCCAACAGCGGACCCGAAUGCUAUUGCCCCAAAGGUUUUCGCAUGGCCAAGUAUAUGCAACGCUGCGAGGAUAUAGACGAGUGUCAGGAGCAGGAGGAGGACGAAUCUCAGCAGCAGUGCAGUCAACGUUGUGAGAAUACAUCGGGUAGCUAUCGCUGUUCCUGCGAUGCGGGCUAUGAGCUGAAUCCAAGCGACAAUCGCACUUGCCAGGUGCAGCAGGAGCAUGUGCCGCUGCUGCUCUAUACCACGCAGGUGGCAGUGAUGGGCAUGCAGCUGGACAGAUCACUGCGUCCGCAUGUCUAUGGCGUUGCAAGCAAUUUAAGCAAAGUGAUAGGCGUUGCCUACGAUGGCGAUCACAUCUAUUGGACGAAUAUACAAAACGAAGCCGAGAGCAUUGUGCGUGCCAAAGGCGAUGGCUCACUAGCCGAAAUCCUGCUAACCUCCGGACUCGAUGCGCCCGAAGAUUUGGCCGUAGACUGGCUGACACACAAUAUUUAUUUCACCGAUAAUGUCAUGCAACAUAUUGCGGUAUGCAGCGCAGAUGCGCUAAGCUGUGCUCCACUCGUCACAGAGGAUGUACAGCAGCCGCGCAGCUUGGCGUUGUGGCCACAGCGCGGACUUAUGUUCUGGACGGAUUGGGGUGUUAAGCCGAUGAUCGGACGCGCUGCCAUGGACGGACGCCAGGCGCAUGCCAUUGUCAACGAUAAUAUCCACUGGCCCAAUGGCAUUGCCCUGGACAUGCAUCAGGAUCGCAUCUACUGGGUGGACGGCAAGUUGGGCAGCCUGCAGAGCGUGCGCAGCGACGGCAGCGCCAGGCGCAGCGUGCUGGAAGGCUUACUCAAGCAUCCCUACGGCUUGGCCAUAUUCGAGGAUCAGCUGUACUGGUCGGACUGGCAUACCAAGAGCUUGCACGCGUGCCAUAAGCAUACGGGCAAGAAUCAUCGCGUGCUCGUGCGUGAUCGCACCAUUUAUGCUGUGCACGUUUAUCAUCCUGCCAAGCAGCCGAGACUAGCGCAUGCUUGUGAGAGCGCACGCUGUUCGCAUCUGUGUUUGUUGUCGGAACCAUCGCUGGGUGGCUACAGUUGCGCUUGUCCAGCCGGCAUGCUGCUGGCGCCGGAUCAGCGUCGCUGCCUGCAGCAGCAGAAGCGUCAGCGUCUAUUCAUUGGCGCUGGCCAGCAGCUGCUCGAGCUGGAGCACACCACCUUUGGUCGCCAUUUGGUGAGCGCUUCGCACAGCUUGCCCUGCUAUAUACACGAGCUGCUCUACAAUCCGCUGAACAAUUCGCUCUUCAUAGCCGAUAAUCUACAGCAUGUUAUAUUUGUUUUCGAUUUGCUAGCGACUGGAGCAGAGCCGGCUCUGCAGCCCUUGGUGCAGCACAAUUUGGGCAACAUCAGCGGCAUGGCCUUGGAUAGCCAGGCGCAGAAUCUCUACUGGACGGAUGCAGAGCGUAAUGUCAUCGAAGUUUAUUCGCUGCGCACGCAUCAACGCGCCUUGGUGCGUUUCUUUUCGGGCGGAGAGCAGCCCAUUGGACUAAGUGUAAUGCCCCAAGCGGGCUUCCUCUUUGUGGCAUUGAAAGCUCGUCGGUAUACGCAUAUCGAUCGUUUGCCCUUGACUGGGCGUGGCCCGCAGCUGCAUGUCUUCGAGCAGGAGCUGGGCGAUGAUGAUAUUAAAUUCAUUGCCGAUACCGAUGGACAUACGCUCUAUUGGUCCGACAGCGAUACGGGACGCAUUAGCUAUACAAACUAUAUGAAGACGCAGGCUCAACUGUUUCGCGCCAAGCUGCGACGUCCUUACUCCUUGGCCUUGCUGCAGCAGGAUUUGUUCUGGACAGAGAUUGGCACACCGUCGAUCUUUUGGACGCACAAACAUAAUAUUGGACUGCGCAAACGCUUUGAACUGGAGCCCAAUGUUGCCGGCGCCAGCGUUAGCUCCGGCCUCUUCAGUGGCGCGUCCGGAAUCUUCAGGCAUACGCUGCCCGCACGCUUGGUGCUUGCCGGCAGCAGCAGUUUACCCAGUGCCGCAACGACUCCUGCACAUGCUUGCGUGGUGCACAAUGGCGGCUGCUCGCACAUCUGCGUUAGCGCUGGCCAGGAUCACAGCGCUUGUCUUUGUCCGGCGGGUUAUGUCUACAGCGAUGCCAGCAAUCGCACCUGCACUGAAUCUCUGGACUGCGAGUUUCGUUGUCGCGACUCUGGCGAGUGUUUGACCAGCGCUCAUCGCUGCAAUGCUCAUCAGGAUUGCCUGGACAAUUCGGAUGAGCUCGAUUGCGCGACAACAAAGCGCUUAAGGUUUCGCUGUGCUCUCCAAGAGUUUGCCUGCCACGAUGGUGAGCUUUGCCUGGAGCGACGCAAACGCUGCGAUGGUCACAAGGAUUGUCAUGAUAAUUCGGAUGAGCUGCACUGCUCGCAAUUUGAUCGCAGCAAGCUUUGCCAUCAGAUGCAGCAUGCCUGUGACAAUGGCAAGUGCGUGGACUCGAGCGUUUGGUGUGAUGGUCAGGACGACUGCGGCGACAACUCGGACGAGCAGCGCUGCUUGGCAACGGAGACGCAUUGCACUGUGGGGCAAUUUCAAUGCAGCAGCGGCUCAUGCAUUGCCAGCAGCUGGGAGUGCGAUGGUAAAAUCGAUUGCAGCGAUGCCAGCGAUGAGCACGACAAAUGCGGACGGAAACAGUGUGCGCCGAAUAUGCAUCGUUGCCUGCUCGGCCAGUGCUUGGAUGCCAAAUUAGUUUGCGAUGGGCACAACGACUGCGGCGAUCAAUCCGACGAGCUCAAUUGCAGCGAACAACCAAAGCUGGACAUAAGCUGUGGCGAUCAGUAUCAGUGCAGCAGCAAUUUGCGGAUUUGUCUGCCGGUGACGGCGCGCUGCAAUGGCAGCGCUGAAUGUCCGCGCGGCGAGGAUGAGGCCGACUGUGGCGAAAUGUGCAGCAUCUAUGAGUUCAAGUGUCGCAGCAUUGGGCAGUGCAUACGCCAGGAGUUCCGCUGCGACGGCGAACGCGACUGUGACGAUGGCAGCGAUGAGCAGCACUGCGAGCAGCGCAAUGCAACGACGGCGGCGCAGUCUUGGGCAAGUCAAGGACGCGCCUGUACCUCGCAGCAGUUCGAUUGCCAUGAUGGCGAAUGUGUGGAUCUGUCGCGUGUCUGCAAUGGCUUCGCCGACUGCAGCAAUGGCCAUGACGAGGGUGCGCAAUGCGAGAGCGCUUGCCGUCCGCCGCAGCUCUGCCAGCACAAGUGUCAGGCAACGCCCGCCGGCGCCAUCUGUAGCUGCAAUCCAGGCUAUCGUCUGGACAGCGAUCAGCGCAGCUGUGUGGAUAUUGACGAGUGCGCCGCACAGCCAACGGAACAAGCCUGCGCUCAGCUCUGCGAGAACACGCCCGGCAGCUAUCACUGCCAAUGCUAUCCGGAUUUUAUGUUGCGCCAAGAUCGCACAAGCUGCAAGAGCAUUGAAGCGCGCGCUGCCCUGCUAUUCAGCAGCUACGAUGAGCUGCGCAACAUGACGGAGGAGCCGGUUAGCCUGCAGUUGGCCUGGCAGGCCAAUGAUACUGCCAUCAGCGGCUUUGAUGUCGACUUGCAUCGUCAGCGCGGCUAUUUUAGCAGCAGCGAACAGCAAGUGCUUUAUCAAAUGGAUUUGGAGCAGCGCACGCCACGCGCCGCCUUGAGAUUGAGCAAUCCCAGCAAGCUUGCUGUCGAGUGGACAACGGGCAAUGUGUAUGUCAUAAGCGGCAGCGCAGCCACCGAGCUGCGCGUCUGCAACUUUGCAGCGAAAAUGUGCGCGCGACUGCUGCAGCUGACGCAGCCGCAUCUGACGCUCCAAGCGCUGGCAGUGGAUGCCUUGAAUGCGCGCAUGUUCUAUGCUGCCAAACGCAGUGAGAGCUAUCAGCAGCCCAGCAGUCAGAUCUAUAUGGCGCGUCUGGAUGGCAGUCGUCGCGAGCUGAUGCUGCGCAAGCAGCGCAGCUAUGUCACAGCGCUGGCUGUGGACACGCAUCAGCAGCUGCUGUACUUCACCGAUCUGCACAGUCGCACGCUGGAGGUGCUCAGCUAUAAGUCACGCAGCGGCGGCUUGCAGCGCCAGGCGUAUGUGAUGCUGCAGAAGAGCAAUGCAGUGAUGCACCCCACGGGCUUGAGCGUCUACGAGAAUCAUGCUUAUAUAGUUAACAUGGGCUCCAAGGAGGCUGUGCGUUGUCAGCUCUAUGCGCAGCGGCUAUGCACUUCGAUUAAUCUGAAUGUGUUAAAUGCACAGCAUAUUGUUGUUGCCGGCAUCUCGAGACAGCCGCUGGCAGCUGCGAAUCCUUGUCAGCAUGCCCACUGUGCUGGCAUGUGCGUGUUGGCCGCCUAUGGCUAUGAGUGUCUCUGUGGCGAUGUCAUUACACCCGAGAGUCAGGCUUGUCCGGCUGGUAGUACUAGUGAACUCAACAUGCCCAGCUUUGGCGCUGACUCUUCCAGUUCGAGCUCGUCUUCGUUUUGGCUCUUUGGCUUAUUUGUUAUAUUUGGACUUGUAGCCGCUGGCUUUGGGUACAUGUACUAUCAGUGGCGACAGCGUGGUCAUCAUCGCGAUCUCAACAUUAACCUGCAUUUCCAGAAUCCGCUGGCCACGCUGCUCAAUACCAAGCUCCAAGUGGGUACGACGGAACUCCCGCUCCAAGACACCAGAGCAGGUAACUUACCAACGGUGGUCGGAGAUGGAGCAACAGGAGCAGGAGCAGGCGGCUCCCUGCCAAGCAUCCUGGAGCAUCUUGAAACACCUAGCGAUCAUGGCAGCCCCGCAGGAGACUACAACGAUGAUGUACAUGCACGACUUGUGCCAUAGAUAAUUGUAUAGAUAAUUUUUUAUUUAUUUUUGUAUAAUUUAAAAAUGAUCUAACAAACACAGCUUAAUUAUUUACGUUGGAUCAUUUUCAAAUUUCGCGCCAUUCCACAGUUUCUGCUUCAGUUAAGCGUGUCAUUUAAACUGUUAAGCUUGCUUAGCAUUAUUUAUAAAGUUUAUACAUAA